AUGAAUGACACUGGAUCGUGGGCCACGGAACGAUCAGGGGCAUUGCCGCGAUUCCGCACUACAGGGGAGCAGUUGUCGGAAGGGGCGUCAGUGCGUGAGGACCUUGCGCCGGGGAUCAGAGGAGUUCUGACAAAGAAAGGAGCGAGAGCGAGGACGACAAAACGCCACGAGCUCGUCUCUGUGACGUCGGAAGAACAUUACUGGAACCAAGGGAUUGCCGACCACAAGGGACAGACCGCGCCUCCUGUUGCAGCUUCAAGCAGUUUCAUGCAAAGCCCCUCUUCGCUUGCCACGCCUGUGGUCCUGAACGCUCCUGUUGACUUCCAUGGACAGGGCGAUAUCACUGCUGCUGUGAGGAGUCGACCUCUUGUCACGGCAGGCUUGUCGCGGCAUCAGAUUGAAGCCAAAAAUGAGUUCGACAGAAGAUUUGCUGAAGGCUUUCAACUGACUGCUGAAUCUAUUUUCACCGGAGAAACCUGA
Toxoplasma gondii ME49 is the source of this 480-nucleotide messenger RNA. RefSeq lists its product as hypothetical. The transcript has a single exon. Lineage: Eukaryota; Apicomplexa; Conoidasida; Eucoccidiorida; Sarcocystidae. The record is from RefSeq and is a predicted model, not a curated record. The coding region runs from base 1 to 480 and encodes 159 amino acids.